Molecule: messenger RNA, 1446 nt
Organism: Gracilinanus agilis (Agile Gracile Mouse Opossum)
Lineage: Eukaryota; Metazoa; Chordata; Mammalia; Didelphimorphia; Didelphidae
Gene: ACTL7A
Product: actin like 7A
Exons: 1
Cellular component (GO): nucleus; cytoplasm
Source: RefSeq, a predicted model, not a curated record
AUGUCAUUGUCAGGAAGAUUCUGAAGUCACCAUUUUGAUUUUGGCCUCUUCCUCUGCAUUACGUCAAUCGAGCCUAAGGAAAGAGCCAUCCAUGAAAAGAGGGGAAAAAAUAUGGCAUUCACAAGGACGUGGGCUCCACAGAUAGCGACGGUAGGGGAAGGUCCAGCAAAGAGAGCUCUCCUUGUUAAAGCAACUGAACAAUUGUCGAAGGAACCUGAAUCUUUCCAGGUAGCCUCCUUGACAGAAGGUCCUGCAAAAAAGGCACUGCUUAUCAAUAAUAAGAAGAAACCUGAAGAAAAUGCCAUUUCUACAUUAGUUAAGGAGAAACCAAAGAGAGUGAAGAAAACGAGAGCAGUGGUUGUUGACAUCGGCACGGGCUAUUGUAAAUGUGGUUAUGCUGGAGAGCCAAGGCCUAGCCAUGUGAUUUCAUCUAUGGUCGGGAAACCUUAUAUGGAGACUGCUAAAACUGGAGACAACCGAAAAGAAACAUUUAUCGGCCACGAGCUCCUGUACCCCGAUAUCCGCCUUAAAUUAGUUAAUCCCCUGAGACAUGGUAUCAUUGUGGAUUGGGAUUCAGUGCAGGAUAUCUGGGAAUAUCUUUUUCUGCACGAGAUGAAGAUCCCUCCAGAGGAACAUGCUGUUUUGGUGUCAGAUCCUCCCCUCGGCCCCUAUACCAACAGGGAGAAGUAUGCGGAGAUGCUCUUCGAAACCUUCAACACUCCGGCAAUGCACAUAGCCUAUCAAUCUCGGCUGUCCAUGUACUCUUACGGAAAGACAUCAGGUCUGGUAGUAGAAGUUGGCCACGGUGUUUCCUACGUGGUCCCGAUCUUUGAGGGAUAUCCUUUGCCAAGUAUCACAGGUAGGCUGGACUAUGCUGGCUCUGACCUUACUGCCUACUUAAUGACAUUGAUGAAUCAGUACGGGAAGAACUUCACCGAAGACCAAAUAAACAUUGUAGAAGACAUCAAGAAGAAACACUGCUUUGUGGCUCUCGAUCCUGGCCAAGAGAGUCCCUCCAUCAAGGAUGACAAGAUCAACUACCAGCUUCCAGAUGGAGAACAGAUUACUAUUUCCCAAGAACGUUUCCUGUGUUCCGAGAUGUUCUUCAAGCCUUCCCUUAUCAAAUCCAUGCAACUGGGCCUUCAUACCCAGACUCUGACCUGCCUCAACAAGUGUGACGUUGCCCUCAAAAGGGACCUUGUAAAUAACGUUUUGUUGUGUGGAGGCAGUACCAUGUUGAAUGGCUUUUCUGCCCGUUUGCAAAAGGAGCUCUAUAAGAUAUGCCCAAAUGACACACCUACAGUGAAUGUGUUACCUGAAAGGGAUACUUCAGUUUGGACUGGGGGGUCAAUCCUGGCCUCACUCCAAGGAUUUCAGUCACUCUGGGUCCAGCGGUCAGAAUACCAAGAACAUGGGCCUUUCUUCUUAUAUAGGAGAUGUUUCUGA